This is a messenger RNA of Mercenaria mercenaria, 2960 nucleotides long. RefSeq lists its product as uncharacterized. The record is from RefSeq and is a predicted model, not a curated record. Bases 142 to 1011 code for a protein of 289 amino acids. Gene Ontology annotation, molecular function: protein binding. Gene Ontology annotation, biological process: regulation of apoptotic process. The transcript is spliced from 6 exons. NCBI's taxonomy places the organism in Eukaryota, Metazoa, Mollusca, Bivalvia, Venerida, Veneridae.
UACUUUUACACUGUAAAUUUUACUUUAAUUCUUUUGUUGAAAGCUCAACAAUUUGCUUUAAAGCGGGAGUUUAUUUUUCAUCAAUUUCCUGACAAAUUUGUGUGGCGUGAAUGUGAGAUAUUUUAACAUUUUAGUGCUAUAAUGGCAACAUCUGCUAAACCAAAUGUGUUAAACCCACCACCAGAUGAGCCAAGUUAUAUUUACGACAAUUUUAUCAACGAUCUGUGCAAGGCAAUUUCGAGCGAGGAAUUAAAGGAAUUGAAAGAUCGUUUUAAAGAUGUUAUUGAUUCUAAGGUCAAUGACCCAAGGCAGAUGUUUAGUGACCUGAAAGAAAAGGGUUAUAUAAACUGUUAUAAUAUAAUUUACAUUCAACAAAUUAUACGCGUACUUAAGAGAGAUGACCUUCUCGAAGUUGCUACCAGAUACACUACACUGUUCGAGGAAGACAAGGUUCUGCACUUCUAUGAAAAAUCCACCGUGCUUGCCACCGGUUGUAGUAUCGUUGAAUUCCAUGUUGUUGGACAGAAUAGUAGGUUAUCAAGAGAGGAUAUUGAAAACUUGCGAAAGAAAAUAUCAACCAUUCUGUUGGUUCCACUUCAUGAAGUCAUAUUCAAAGGAGUACAAGAAACUCAAAGUAUUCUUGUCACUGUAAUGCUUCCAGAUAUGUAUGUUAAAUUUCUCGAAAGGCAGCUGCGAAAACACACACAGUACAUUCUUGCAUCUCUGAUGCAACAAAACAUAGAUCAAGUUAUUUUCCCAGCAGGUAUAUUUCAGCUGCAGAAAGAGGGUACAUACUUCAUAGUGAAAGAAGUUCCUACAUCAGUGCAGAAUGAAAAAAGCGAAACUAUGUCAAAUGGAAAUAAGGGACAAACCGAUUCAUCUGAUGAUUUAUUGAAAAGAAAAGCAAAGCCAGAAACACAGAUUUCAAAAUUAACUAAACAAAAUCAUAUGAGUGCAGAAAGCUCUUUACAGAUCAGAAAUGUAUUGACAACUAUACAUGUAGCCAGCUAGGAAAGCAGAGAUUAAACAGACAUAUUAAACACAUACUGGAUAAACAUCUUGAUGGUAGACAGAUAAGGAUCAAGUCCGUUGCGGCCGCUGUUACUGGAAAAUUCUAUCAAACUUUCUUACUGAAACAAAUAUGUCCAAACAUGUUUGGUUCUGACAGUCUUGGCAGUAUCCCUAAUACUCAACUGCAUAAUAUGGACAUUUACCUUGAAAUUCAACACCUUCAAUAAUUAACAUUUAAAUACAGCACAAGUCUCGUAGAUAGCAUGAUUUUAUAUCAUUUACGGAAAACAAAACAUUUACAAUACUGUAUAAGUGGUUAAGUUAGCGAGGUGGAAAUAUUGGCGAAUUUCGCGAAUUGACAAAUUUCGCUAACAUUUUCUGCAGCGUAAAUAUCAGCCAACCCAUCAUAAAAACACCAGUAGUAAACGAGAGAGAUUGACCCUCUGUAUAUAUCUGUACUCUAUACACGUUUUUAAAGCUACCUUUUUAGGCCUUAAAUACGUCAAACAAAAAAGCCAGAGUUCUUUGUUUAUAUUUCAAAAAGGUAAAGAUUAUCAUAAUUUGAUUAAAUUCCAUUCAUUGGUUGACAGAUAUAAAACUAGCAAAGCUAAUUACCGUAAACUGGCAUAGGCGAGUACGGAAGCGAGAAAACAUACUGACUUUUAAAAUUGCAUUUCACACCUUUACAAAAUGUAAUAAAAGGAUUUACUUCAAUACAUAUUGUUAGCCUUUUUCAGGUUGAUAAUUACACAUAUUCUGCUUUCCUUAAUAAAUACUAGUACGUUUUCAAGUAAUUAUUUUUUUAUAAAGAAAAGACAAACAACAAUUUUAGUUAUGUGUAACCCAUUCUUUUAUAUAUGAACGUUCACUGGCUCCUUAUAAGGGAUAAUAAUGCUGUCAUGCAGCAAAAAUAUAAUUAUUACGCCAGGCCAGACACAUUAGUGAUUCUUAUGAAAAGCUAUUUUUCAUGCAAGUUGGAAAAAGGGAAUUCGCUAAUAUUUCCGCACGCCAAAUGUCUGGAAUUCCGAAUUCGCUAACUCUUCGACCCGCGGAAAUAACCACUUAUACAGUACUACCUUUUUCUGUUACUGAGCUGAUCAAAAUCGUGUGAAUGUGGCUAUUUUAUACUCUCGAGUUCCCAUGUCCUGUCACUAAAAAUCUGUUCUGUAUUUACUAUCAUGUCUUUCCUGGGUAAAGUGUAUUUAAUUUAUGUUUACUAAAGAUUACUUCAGGUUUUUAUAUAUUAAGAUAUAAGAGAGAAUAUAUAUGUCUGUGUGUGUGCUUGUGCGUGUUUAAGUCAUGUCAGUUUAAAUAUAUUUCAUGUUCACACUCUCUAAUGAACAAAUCAAUCAUCACAAUUUUCAACACAUUUCACUGUUCUUUGUCGGCACAUAAUGCAUAAAUUGCUAAAACUAAAUUCAUUUCAUUUGAAAAAUGCUUAAAAUUCCAAUUUUUAACAGAUUUAACCGUUCUUCGACGGAAUAUAAAUCAUGAACUGCUGAAAUUAAUUUUAUUUUGUAUAUCAUAAAGACUUCAAAGACGACUUAAGGAGACCAGAUCGUGGCUCAUGUUUAUCGUUUCGGCGCAGAAUACAGCAGUAUCUAAGCACCAAAACAGGUUUCAAUUUUGUGAUGAGGCCUUCUUUGCACGUAUGCCGUCGGCACCCUGACAGAUAUAAUCAAUUUGGUCAAGUUCAGGCCAUUUUUCGUCUGAACAGGUGUUGUAUUCAAGCGGUCUUAACAUACAAUUUAGCCUGGUGACCCAUACAUUUUUGGCCAUUUUUAUGUUCACAAUACAAGUAUCUAUACACAAGGAAAACAAACAAAAAAUCUAUGAAACAUUUUUUUGAAAUUAAAAAAAUAUAUUCUUAUUUCAUUGAAAAAAGUUCACAAACGUAAAUAUGAGACAAUAUUUUUUUUUCAUUUGGACCCAUCAUUGUAAUGAUAUUG